AUGCAGAAGCUGUGGCUGCCCCUGGAUCCCGUCCAAGGCCGGGGGUGGAGCCGCCCGGGACAGCGGGAGACGCCGGGGUCGAAACGGGACGAGCUCCAAGACCCCACCCCGCGCUCCCCCGACUCUCCUCCCCUCCGGGAUCCCCGCGCUGACCCCCCCCCCUCACCUCCCCGUGCCCUCCCUCUCGUCUCUGCCCCUCCCGCAGGUUACGGGCACGCCGCCCCCAGCACGGACGGGGGGAAGGUGUUCUGCAUGGUGUACGCGCUGCUGGGCAUCCCCCUGACGCUCGUCAUGUUCCAGAGCCUGGGCGAGCGCAUCAACACCCUGGUGCGGCACCUCCUGCGCCGCGCCAAGCAGGGGCUGGGCAUGCGGCGGCCCGAGGUGUCCAUGGCCAACAUGGUGGCCAUCGGCUUCUUCUCCUGCCUCGGCACCCUCUGCGUGGGCGCCGCCGCCUUCUCGCACUACGAGCGCUGGAGCUUCUUCCACGCCUACUACUACUGCUUCAUCACCCUCACCACCAUCGGCUUCGGCGACUACGUGGCGCUGCAGAAGGACCAGGCGCUGCAGAACCAGCCGCAGUACGUGGCCUUCAGCUUCGUCUACAUCCUCACGGGGCUCACGGUCAUCGGCGCCUUCCUCAACCUGGUGGUGCUGCGCUUCAUGACCAUGAACGCCGAGGACGAGCGGCGGGACGCCGAGCACCGGGCGCUGCUCUCCUCCUCCUCCUCCGCCUGCCGCCGCUGCCCCCGGAGCGCUGUCCCCCCCGACGUCGCCUCCCCCGAGCCCCUCCCGGCCGCGCCCGCCGCGGGGGCCGGAGCCGGAGCCGGAGGAGGAGGAGGAGGAGGAGGAGGAGGAGGAGGGCUGCGGAACGUGUACGCCGAGGUGCUGCACUUCCAGUCGGUGUGCUCGUGCCUGUGGUACAAGAGCCGCGAGAAGCUGCAGUACUCCAUCCCCAUGAUCAUCCCCCGGGACCUCUCCUCCGCCUCGGAGCAGCAGCAGCAGCAGAGCCACGGCGGCGGUGGCCGCGGCGACGGUGGCCACGGCGGCGGUGGCCACGCCGAGCCCGCCCCGCAGCGCUGCCCGUGCGGCGCCCGGCGCUCGGCCGUCAGCUCCGUGUCCAGCGGGCUCCAGAGCCUGGAGCCCUUCCCGGGGCUCAGGAAGCGCCGCAGCUCCGUGUAGAGACCCCUCGGCACUUCUCCCCCCCCCCCCCCCCCGCCUCCUCCCCGGACAACCCCCCGGACCGAGGGAUUCGCUGGGCCGGGGGGCUGCGGAGGGACCCCCGUGCUCCUCGGGGGCUGAGGAGGGACCCCCGCGCUCCUCGGGGGCUGAGGAGGGACCCCCGCGCUCCUCGGGGGCUGAGGAGGGACCCCCGCGCUCCUCGGGGGCUGAGGAGGGACCCCCG
Molecule: messenger RNA, 1402 nt
Organism: Chiroxiphia lanceolata (lance-tailed manakin)
Lineage: Eukaryota; Metazoa; Chordata; Aves; Passeriformes; Pipridae
Gene: KCNK3
Product: potassium two pore domain channel subfamily K member 3
Exons: 2
Coding region: 1-1179 (392 amino acids)
Biological process (GO): stabilization of membrane potential; potassium ion transmembrane transport
Cellular component (GO): membrane
Molecular function (GO): potassium ion leak channel activity; open rectifier potassium channel activity
Source: RefSeq, a predicted model, not a curated record